AUGCGUCAGAAGCACUCCCUUGCGAAGUGCGACGAGUGUGGGGCGUGUUUUGAGGAUGAGGCACUUCUCCAGAGGCAUAUGAAGAUGCACAGUCAGGUGACCAUGUUCAUGUGUGCUAUCUGUGGCUCCACGUUCACCAAGAAGAGCUACCUCACCUUCCACAUGGUUGUGCACGAGAAGGAAGACCUGAGCGAGAGGAUGAGCAUGAAGGAAGUCGAUGAAGGGAAAGUCCCUGCAUUACCCCCCAAAGGUCAGAAACAGUUACAGAUUGUGGAUGAUGACGAGGAUGAUGACGAUGUUGGAGAUGGAGGGAAUGACCCUGAUGAUAUCGACUGGGAGGAACCGUUAGCAGCGAAGAAGAAAGGAUCCAAGUUUGAUUGUGACAGGUGUUCCCGAUCGUGUGCUUCACUAAGAGGUCUGAAGAUGCAUCAGAGAAUGCUGCACAUAACGGUUGAAGAGGAACCACAGUCUGAAAGCAGUGAGGAGGAGGAGGAUGCAAAGACAGAAGAGGAUGCCAUGAUUGAGAAGAAGGGAGGCAACGAUAAGAGUAAACAUUGCCCCGUUUGCAAGAAAUCGUUUGUGAGCGUGCGUCAGCUGACAAGGCAUGAAUCCACACAUGCGUCCUGGGACUGUACGUACUGUUCUAAGACCUUCAGGACAUCCUGGAUCCUCAAGGAACACCUCAACACCCACACGGGACAGCGUCCUUAUCAAUGCACCGAGUGUGACAAGACCUUCAAGAGCCACGGCGCCCUGAGGCGACACACCAUCAUCCACAAAGGCACCAAGCCGUACAGAUGCGAUCUGUGCGAUAUGAGAUUCAGCGAUGGCUCCUCGUUGAAGAGCCACAAGAAACGUCGAUCAUGCAGGUGACAAGCAGGUGGAAUGCGACGUCUGCCUGAAGAAGUUCUAUACCGGCUUCCAGAUGAGGACCCAUCG
This is a messenger RNA of Strongylocentrotus purpuratus (purple sea urchin), 939 nucleotides long. RefSeq names its product zinc finger protein 91-like. Gene Ontology annotation, cellular component: nucleus. NCBI's taxonomy places the organism in Eukaryota, Metazoa, Echinodermata, Echinoidea, Camarodonta, Strongylocentrotidae. Bases 1 to 873 code for a protein of 290 amino acids. Gene Ontology annotation, molecular function: DNA-binding transcription factor activity, RNA polymerase II-specific; RNA polymerase II transcription regulatory region sequence-specific DNA binding. Gene Ontology annotation, biological process: regulation of transcription by RNA polymerase II. The transcript has a single exon. The record is from RefSeq and is a predicted model, not a curated record.